AUGUCUCUCUGUUCAACUAGUCAAAUCAGAUUGGAACAAUUAGAUUUGAAAACAAUUGACGAUAAACCAGGCCCUUCGUCUUCAAAUAAUGUUGAGGUCAACAAGACUACAGCCGAAGAGUGGUCAACAAUUCCAUUGGAUUCUAGUCCUUCCAAGAAAGCAAAUUCUGCCCCAAUUAAUUCAAUUACUCUGCUUCUGGAUUUGAAGCUGAAAGGUUUCAAUCUUGCUGUAUCUAGAGCUCGCGAUUGGAGCUCUGGAUUCUCUGUUCAAAAAGGACGUUACACAAAAUCUGCUACCUGUGUUGAAAACAAAGAAGGCGGUCAGGCAGCGCUUGAUAGCAAAUUUCUCGAAUUGUCCCCUCCAAAAUUAGUCUUGGCUGAAAAUGCCUUGACAUCUCCUCAAUCCAUUGAUCCUUGUAAAGGCAUGAGAGUGGGGCCCCAUGAGCCUCCUCACCCAAUUGAUUCGGCGCCAAAAUUACAAGUGACGCCAUUUACCAUGUUGCAAGAUCCAUUUGGCCGUUCAGCAAAUGAUAGAUUAAGAAACUUCCGUCCUACUCCGUCGCAACAUGAUCCAGAUACCUCUCUAAAUUGUCAACACCCAUAUCAAACAAUGCCAGAGACAGAGACUUGGUCAAAUCGGAUCAGGUAUUGGUGGUCUGGAUCAGUUAGAGAUACAUCUUCAAGUCAUAAUUGGCCGCAGCCCAUUUCGGUCGUUGUGGCUAACUCUGUCAAUCAAAGCACAGCAUCUUUCAUACCAAUGCAAGACAUUGGCAUGUCGCUGGAAAAUAUUCUUGAACAGCCGUCAUAUACCCCUUUAGCACAACCCAUUGAAUCCAGUAAGUCUCGGUCGCAAUCACUGAUUCAGGUUCAAGAAAGCCUGUUUAGAAACUUCAUUGGAUGCUUCUGCUUUUAG
Molecule: messenger RNA, 912 nt
Organism: Australozyma saopauloensis
Lineage: Eukaryota; Fungi; Ascomycota; Pichiomycetes; Serinales; Metschnikowiaceae
Exons: 1
Coding region: 1-912 (303 amino acids)
Source: RefSeq, a predicted model, not a curated record